Messenger RNA from Tripterygium wilfordii, 3009 nucleotides. Its product is annotated as DEAD-box ATP-dependent RNA helicase 31-like. The record is from RefSeq and is a predicted model, not a curated record. Gene Ontology annotation, cellular component: chloroplast. Lineage: Eukaryota; Viridiplantae; Streptophyta; Magnoliopsida; Celastrales; Celastraceae. Bases 76 to 2715 code for a protein of 879 amino acids. Gene Ontology annotation, molecular function: nucleic acid binding; ATP binding; RNA helicase activity. The transcript has 10 exons.
CCAUCUUAAACCCUAAUACCCCACUCUUCCUCAUCCUCUGCAACCACAACUGGAAACCCGAAAAUCCGGGUCGUAAUGCCCAUCGAACUCCUGCCGCAUCUCCGGCUCCUCAAACAUUCUCUACCUACGAUGAGGCUCGUACCCUCCGUUCACUCAUCUCGGGCGAUACCCAUUUUAUCUCUUGUAUUUCCCUUCAAGCUCAGAUACAAUGCGUUAGGUCCUCAGUUCUGUAACCAACUCCGUGUACAGCGUUUAUCCACUCGACCAUUCCGGCCUAGAGCUGGGUCGAGCUCGGAAUUCAGCCGUGGUGGCAGAGACAGAGGAGGAGAGGUUCGUGCUUCGAAGAGUCUCAUUGAUGACGAGGCUGAGCUCAGUGACUGGGUCAGCGAGUUGAGUAAGACUGGCUCGUUUCGUGGCCGAAUUGCUAGUGAUGACGAUGGCUUGGAUGAUAGAGGCCGUGGUAGAGGGAAGAUCAUAGAUAGGAGUGGAGAGAGGAAUCGAGAUUCAUUCGCAAUGAAGAGGAGAAGGGAGAGUGACUCUGACGAGUUUCGCGAGCCAAGUAGAGGCAGAGCUAGGAAUUCGUUUGAGUCAAGGAAACGGGAUUCAUUUGCAACUAAUACGAGAAAAGAGAGUGGUUCUGACGAUUUCCGCCAGCCAAGUAGAGGGAGAACUGGGAAUUCUUUUGAGACAAGGAAUAGAGAUUCAUCUGCAACGAAGAUGAGAAGGGAGAGUGACUCUGGCGACCGGAGUAGAGGGAGAAGUAGCAAUUCGUUUGACUCGAGGAAUUCACAGGGAACGAAGAGAUUUGAUUCUCGGUAUAAUGGUGGUGAUUCCUUUCAAAGAACGAGUAGCGGAAUGGGAAACAGGCAGAGAAAGCUUAAGCAAUCAAGCGACGACGACGACGAAGAAUCUGGCGAGCGUAGUAGAGGGAGAAUUAGCAAUUCUUUCGAUUCGAGGAAUUCACAGGGAACGAAGAGAUUUGAUUCUAGGUAUAGUGGUGGUGACCUUUCCUUUCAAAGAACCACUAGCGGAAUGGGAAACAGGCAGAGAAAGCUUAAGCAAUCAAGCGAUGAUGAUGACUCUGGCGAUGAUGAUGACUCUGGCAAUGAUGAUGAGGAGUUGCAGAGCUUAAGGGUUGGCUUUCAGGAUUUGCUUAGUGAGGACACUGACGAGGAGAGUGACGAGGAGGAGGGUGACGAUGAGGUUUUAAAGAAGAGUAGAGGUUCUUUGUUUGGAAUGGAUAAGGAAGUUAUCCCCAAUAAUACACCGAGUUCACCUGGAAAGUCAGGUUCUUACUUAAGUGAGACUAGAUUCGAUCAGUGCUCUCUUUCCCCUUUGUCAUUAAAAGGGAUAAAGGAUGCUGGUUAUGAGAAGAUGACCAUGGUACAAGAGGCAACUCUUCCAGUUAUACUCAAAGGUAAGGAUGUUAUGGCCAAGGCUAAAACAGGAACUGGAAAAACAGUCGCAUUUCUACUUCCAUCCAUUGAAAUUGUUUCCAAAUCACCAGCUGCUAGUCUUGACCAAAAGCGAACCCCUAUUUCUGUACUUAUAAUAUGCCCCACUAGAGAGCUUGCAACUCAAGCUGCUACAGAAGCUAACACUUUGCUGAAGUAUCACCCUUCUAUUGGUGUUCAAGUUGUGAUAGGCGGUACAAGACUUGCUCUAGAACAGAAACGAAUGCAAGCAAACCCUUGCCAGAUUCUUGUUGCUACACCUGGAAGGCUCAGAGAUCAUAUUGAGAAUACUGCAGGAUUUGCGACAAGGCUGAUGGGUGUCAAAGUCCUUGUACUCGAUGAAGCUGAUCAUUUGCUAGACAUGGGGUUUCGUAAAGAAAUUGAAAGAAUAAUUGCUGCUGUUCCAAAACAGCGACAGACUCUCUUAUUUUCUGCCACUGUUCCUCAAGAGGUCCGUCAAAUUUGUCAUAUCGCUUUGAAAAAAGAUCAUGAAUUUAUUAAUGCUGUUGAAGAAGGCAGUGAGGAUACACACUCACAGGUCAGACAGAUGCAUAUGGUGGCUCCACUAGACAAGCAUUUUCCCCUACUUUAUGUUCUUUUAAAAGAUCACAUUGCUGAUAAUGUUGACUAUAAGAUUCUCGUAUUCUGCACAACUGCCAUGGUCACAAAACUGGUUGCUGACCUUCUUGGUGAGCUGAACUUGAAUGUUAGGGAAAUCCAUUCCAGAAAGCCUCAGAGUUAUAGAACCCGUGUGUCUGAUGAAUUCAGGAAGUCAAAAGGUCUUAUUCUUGUGACUUCGGAUGUAUCUGCACGUGGGGUUGACUAUCCAGAUGUUACUCUUGUCAUACAGGUCGGGGUGCCUUCUGGUAGAGAACAGUAUAUUCAUCGACUUGGUCGAACUGGGCGUAAAGGGAAAGAAGGGGAAGGGAUAUUGUUACUGGCACCUUGGGAGGAAUACUUUCUGUCUACCAUAAAGGAAUUACCAAUAACGAAAGCUUCUGUGCCUUCGAUAGAUCCAGACACAAAGAAAAAGGUGGAAGAGAUGUUAUCCCGUGUAGAGAUGAAGAACAAAGAAUCAGCCUACCAGGCCUGGCUUGGUUAUUACAAUUCCAACAAGAAUGUGGGCAGGGAUAAACAUAGGCUUGUGGAGCUUGCAAAUGAGUUCAGUCGAAGUAUGGGACUUGAUAACCCUCCAGCCAUCCCUAAGCUUGUCCUUGGCAAGAUGGGUCUCAGGAACAUCCCCGGAUUGCGCACCAAAUAGACAAGUUCUUCCAGUUGCCUGGAUCUUCAAAUUUUGUCAAUACGAUCUUAAAGUUAUUAUUUUCUAAGAUUCACACAGGAUACAGCUAUGAAUUGUCGACCAAAAACUUUGGUAAAUGUGAUCAAUUACAUUUCUGUAAUGAAAUAUUGCUGCUGUAUAUUGUAGUCAAUUGUUUCAUCUGAAGAGUCGCACCCUACUGUUGCAUCCUUGUUACUUUUGACCGUACCUUGCGAUUUUCUUGUUAGUUGGAAUGAAGAGGGCAAAGAAAUGGGUCAAAUGAUGCCCAAAUUCCCA